Molecule: messenger RNA, 4372 nt
Organism: Coccinella septempunctata (seven-spotted ladybird)
Lineage: Eukaryota; Metazoa; Arthropoda; Insecta; Coleoptera; Coccinellidae
Gene: l(3)76BDm
Product: trafficking protein particle complex subunit 8
Exons: 10
Coding region: 144-4154 (1336 amino acids)
Biological process (GO): endoplasmic reticulum to Golgi vesicle-mediated transport; protein localization to phagophore assembly site
Cellular component (GO): TRAPPIII protein complex; cytoplasmic vesicle; phagophore assembly site
Molecular function (GO): protein binding
Source: RefSeq, a predicted model, not a curated record
UUGACUUGCCUGUCGCAGCAAAAACUCAUCUCUUAUUUCAAAUCAUAAAAUGGAAAUUUUUAUAAUUGGAAGUUUUUCUGAAAUCCACUAAUGAGAAUAUUUACCACUUCGAAAAGGCCUGUAAUUACUUAGCAGCCUUAGCAAUGGCCACCUGCAGGCAAACUCCCCAAGAAUUUAUUAAAAAUGCGUUUACACCCCAAAUUGCUGUGAUUUGCUCUUCAAAAGCAGAACAAUGUUGCGAAAAGAAUAAUUUAACUUUUGUAGAAUUACUACAGCCUUUCUGUAGGUUGAAUAGCGAAAUACAUUACAAGGAUCAUAAUGGGGUAAUAACAACGCUGAAGAAUUUCAAACUAUCUAUUCUUGAUGUUAAUCAUAGGCCUCCACAAACAAUGCUUGCCAAAAAACACCUCAGCUUAUCAGUUAGUGAAGCUCCUCAACCAAAAACUGAAAUACUGCCAAUUGGAAAUUAUAAUCUUGAAAUACCUACAUCUACACCUUGGUUUGAGGAGUGGAGAGAAACAUUUUUACAAGUGCAAUAUCCUUCAGAUCAUGAAUAUACAAAGCACUUUCUAGCUUGUAUUCUAGUUGUAUCUUCGACUGAUACAAAUCCGGCAGAAAGUAUGAUUCAAUUAGCUCAGAAUUUGAAUCAGAUGUACAGUAGUACGCCAGGGAAAUUACCAAAGUGGUUCAGCUCUAAUAUUUUAAAAUACUACAUUAUUAUUCAUGAUGUAAUUGAUGGAAAUAUAAAUGUUGCAACUACAGCCUAUGAAAGUAUAAAAUCUGCCUAUGGCUCAACUAACACUUGUUUAUUAAGGAUGAAUUCAAGGCCUCCUGGCAAUAAUGGAGUAACAGAACAUGUUGCUGAUCCCUGGAGUCAAUUCAUAAGUAAUAAUAUCAAAUCUUCUAUGGAAACUUCGAGUACAGCAGAAAAUGUAUACGAGUUAGCUGAAGAAGCCAAUGAGGUCAAAUCUGUAGUUACACAAACACUAAAUUAUCAUCCUCUUAGUCCUGAACAUGAAGAUUUAAAUUUGAAUUAUAAAUUGAAUGCAAAGGAUGAAAUUUUCAAUAAACAGAAUGGUUCAAAAGUGCAUGGCCUUUGUCUAGGAGCUGAAGAUUUGGAAAAUAUAAAAACUCUAAUAGUAGACUUCACGAAAAAUUGCUUGAUGCCUUAUGUUGAAAGACAAAUCCAAAUGUUGAGUGAAAAUGUUUCAAAUAAGAAAGGAGUUAGUAGAUCGUUUCUCAGUGCUACGAAAAGGUGGUUCAAUCCAAAUAAACCAGGUUCCAGUUCUGCUUCAAAUAACUUAAUGUAUGCUUCUGAUUCACCAGAACUCCAUGUUCGGAAGCUGGGUGAUUUGUAUUUCAUGUUUGGCAGUUACAGUGCUGCAUUUCAAGCUUAUCAUCUAGCUAAAAGAGAUUUCAAUGCCGAUCAAGCUUGGUUGUAUUAUGCUGGUGCCUUGGAAAUGGCUGCACUCUCAGCUUUCAUGGCCAAUGAAUCUAAUAGAAAGACUCAUGAUUAUCUUGAGGAGAGUAUUACGACUUAUUUGAACACAUGCAAAUUGCCCCAAUUUGCUACAAGAGCCACCCUGCUAGGCUCAGAAUGUUUGAAGAACAAACUACUCUACGGAGAAGCAGCUUUACAAUUGAUAAGAAUGACUAGUGAAGAAUCACAUCUGAGAUCGGCUCUAUUAUUGGAGCAAGCAUCCUAUUGUUUUCUAAAAUCAAAAAUGGUUCGAAAAUAUGCCUUCCACAUGGUUUUGGCUGGUCAUCGAUAUUCUAAGGCUGCUCAAAAAAAGCACUCACUACGAAGUUAUAAACAGGCCUAUCAGGUAUUCAAAGAUAAUGGAUGGAACUUGGCUUGUGAUCAUAUACUUCAUACGAUUGGGAGGCAAGCGAAUAACUUGAACUUUUACGAGGAAGCUGUAGAUUCUUUCUCGAAGUUAUUACUGGGGGAAAGUAAACAAACUGCGCAACAACAAAUCACUUUCCUCAAGGAAUACUUAACAAUUUUAGAUAAUAAGAUGAAACAUUUUUCCGACGGCAGCCUUCCUCUGUUACCCUUACCAAAUUUCGAUAUUACUUCAUCGUUGAAAAUUCUCCUUCAACCCCUAUCUCCGUUGAAGACGCCAGGGAGGAUUCCAGCGAUGGGUUUGAGCUUCGAAGAUGUGAUAGUUCAGGGAAUGGAACAAAAAUGGAUCAAACUAGAAGAGAUGCUCGUUCAAGAAGCACAAGGGUCCCUUCCUUUACUCUUCAAACCAAUGAUAACAUUCUUCAAUAACAAGAAGCUCCUAACGAACACUCCUAACGCUAUAGUUAACGAGCCAAUUCAGUUGUCCGUUCAAAUUUUCAAUCAGCUACAAAUGGUUUUGAAAUUGAAAGAUGUCUAUUUGCUUUGGACCUUCAAAACUGGCGAUAAAGAAUUUUCAAAUGAGAAUACAUCUGAGAAUAAUAUCGAGAAAUACAUCAAGACACACGUUACAAAUUCAGUUAUUCUAGAGAUAAGUGCAAAAGCUGAUGUAAUAUUGAUGUUAACACCUUUACAUGUUGGUGACCUUACGGUUACCGGAAUCAGUUACACAUUGAGCACAGGUAACGGCUCUAGUGAAACUAUAUUCGUAAAGGGUAAACAACUUAUCAAUUUGAAAGGAAAAAUUGGUGAUGGUAGUAUAACAGAAAAACUUCUGAAUAUCCGGGUUGUUCCACCAGCACCUUGCCUGCAGGUAACCUUCUCGGAGAUAAGUACCGACUUCCUGUGUGAUGAAAUGCAAAAAGUCACUGUGAAUUUUCAAAACACUGGAAGCGUGCCCCUUCACAAAGUUUAUUUGGCAUCAACGAUGCCUCGUAUGGUCAGUAAUUGUGAAUUUCACAAAGCAGAUGACUUUGUGACGGAUUUUAGUGAUAUCGAAACUAUACAAGUCAGGGAAAAAUUGGCUAGGAAAAAUCAUAUCACUUUUGUACCUUUACCGGAUGGCGUUUUGAAAUCUGGGGAAACUACCAGUAUUGCUAUUUGGCUGAAAGCUCCAUCCUUGAAAGGACCGUAUUCUAUACAUCUGCUUAUCUAUUAUGAGAACAUAGAUAGUAAAAGUAUUCCUAGGUAUAGAUUGGUGAGACAAAGCUGGAAUUUGUCUGUACGAGAGUCCAUAAAAAUAAACAUAACUCCCAUGGAUAGUGGUAACUCUAAGUCAGUAGAAGAAAUAAGCAUAGGCAUAAAAGCAACAAAUCUAAAUAAAACGUAUGACUCAGUAUUGACUGAACUCACCCUGACAAAUGUCAGUUUAUUGAGUAGACACUGGAUGUUCAUAGGUAAUAUCGUAACCCCACAAAAUAUCGUAUUACAUUCACAAGAGGCGGCCCAUAUUCUUUUGAGGACAAGAAGAAGGAUCCUUGAGAGAAGCGAAUACUCUAGCAUUCCUCUUCGGCAUGAAACGAUGUCGAUAGCCAACCAAUUAGCUUAUUUGGCGUUCGCCAAAAAGACUGAACAGCGAACUAUAAAUAUUUUCGACGACUCUGAAUUCGAUAAUUUCAAGGAAAACAAAGACGGCAUUUUACUUAUUCAAUGGCAAGCUUUAACGAAGGAUGAAAAAAGUACACGUAACGCGAAUGGCCAGAGCUUUGUUCCGAUCAAAUUCGAUAGGAUAAAGAAGCAUCCGUUGGAAUUGGAGUUCCCACUGGUCGAACCUCCGAUAUCUCUGGAGGAUAACGAUAAGAAGGAGAAGCAACACCAGAUGGAUUUGUUGAAGACUCAGGUUACUUAUAACGUUAUAUGUCCACCAGUUGUCAAACAUGAUUUUCAACGUAGCAAUCUUUGUUUGGUACCUGUUGAGCUGUUGAUACAUAGUGUGAUAGAUCAAGAAAUCAUCCGGGUGAUGGUUAAAACCCGGAAUCCAGUGAGAUUGCCUACAUCAGAUGGUAAAACACCAAAUUUUUCUCCAACAACUAAUCACUUUAGGUGGCUUGGAUCUAGUAUAAUAAUUAGAGAUAUGAAACCCUUAUCGACAGAGGUACUACGGCUCUCUGUAGCUACUUAUGGUCCGGGAACCUUCGAUUUGGGGGCUAAUAUUGAAGUUUAUUGUAGCAAAUUGGACGAACUGAAAGAAACUACGUUACAAAAUUGCCGUAUACACUCUAUGUUAAUUGUUACCAGUGGCAAUAGUUAACAAAUUCGUUCAUUCAAAUGAAUGUUGAUAAACUGUAGUGUAAAAUAUUACUUUUAUAGAUUUUGUACCUACAUAUAUCAAAUAUAGUGAUAAAAUAAUAUAUUGUUAUUUAACAUGUUACAUAAUGCUGAGAUAUUGUAAAUCUUGUUUUUAAAUUGUGUCAAUUUAUGAAACAGUGUACUUGAGUAUAAAUUGAAACAGAUUUUUUGAUAAAAUGA